Messenger RNA from Bufo gargarizans (Asiatic toad), 3876 nucleotides. RefSeq names its product major facilitator superfamily domain containing 1 (gene MFSD1). Gene Ontology annotation, cellular component: lysosome. Gene Ontology annotation, biological process: transmembrane transport. Gene Ontology annotation, molecular function: transmembrane transporter activity. The transcript has 16 exons. The record is from RefSeq and is a predicted model, not a curated record. NCBI's taxonomy places the organism in Eukaryota, Metazoa, Chordata, Amphibia, Anura, Bufonidae. Bases 26 to 1429 code for a protein of 467 amino acids.
UCACGUGACUGGAGUGGAGGGGAACAUGGCGGUGGAAGACGAGCAGGAAGCUUUACUCCCCGGCAGUGAUGAUGGCUCCUCCAGCAGUGUACCCCGGCGGCAGAUGCCGGCCAUCUGUGACCCCAGCAGGUUCGCUCACCGGAUCGUCGUGCUGACGCUGAUGUGUUUCCUGGGCUUCGGGAGUUAUUUUUGCUAUGACAACCCGGCAGCUUUGCAGACUCAGGUCCAGCUGGACAUGAAGGUGAACACAGCGAAUUUCAUGCAGUUGUAUGCCUUUUAUUCCUGGCCCAAUGUCGUACUUUGCUUCUUUGGAGGGUUUCUCAUUGACCGCGUGUUUGGAAUUCGGUUAGGAACUAUUAUAUUCAGCCUGUUUGUCUGUGCAGGGCAGGUCAUAUUUGCGGCAGGUGCCCUCUUCAAUGCUUUCUGGCUAAUGGAAGCUGGUCGACUAGUAUUUGGGAUUGGUGGGGAAUCGCUUGCGGUCGCGCAGAAUACAUAUGCCGUAAGCUGGUUCAAAGGAAAGGAGCUGAACCUGGUGUUCGGAUUGCAGCUCAGCAUGGCCAGAGUGGGCAGUACUGUAAACAUGAAUAUCAUGGGACUGGUGUAUGAGCGGAUAAAGGAUGCUAUGGGCUCUGCUGGUUAUACUACACUUGGCAUAACCCUCAUGAUUGGUGGACUAACGUGUUUUUUUUCACUGAUGUGUGCAUUAAUACUUGGGUAUCUGGAUAGGCGAGCAGAAAAAAUACUCAACAAAGAACAAGGAGAAACUGGGGAAGUCAUUAAGCUGACUGAUGUCAAGGACUUUUCUCUCAGCCUUUGGUUGAUAUUUUUAGUGUGUGUUUGCUAUUAUGUUGCGGUAUUCCCUUUCAUUGGCCUUGGAAAGGUCUUCUUUAUUGAAAAAUUUCAAUUUUCACCUGUUCAAGCAGGAGCCAUAAACAGUGUGGUUUAUAUCAUCUCUGCACCGCUCUCGCCUGUAUUUGGUUUCAUGGUUGACCGAGUUGGGAAGAAUAUUAUCUGGGUUAUGUGUGCUGUGGUGACUACUCUUGGUGCUCAUCUCAUGUUGGCCUUUACUUUGUGGAAUCCCUGGAUCGCUAUGAGCUUCUUGGGGGUCUCCUAUUCUCUCCUGGCUUGUGCGUUGUGGCCUAUGGUUGCGUUUGUGGUCCCUGAGCAUCAGCUAGGCACUGCAUAUGGAUUUAUGCAGUCCAUCCAGAACCUGGGUCUUGCUAUUAUUGCCAUUGCUGCUGGUGUCAUAUUGGAUUCUCGAGGAUAUCUGUUUUUAGAAGUCUUCUUCAGUGCCUGCAUCUGCAUGGCCAUUAUAGCUGUUGUCAUGUUGUAUUUUGUAAACCACCUUAGAGGUGGAGAUCUUAAUCUGUCUUCAUGGGAAAGGGAAAAACUACAGAAACAAGCUGACAUUGAAAAAGAAACUGAAUAGCAAAAUGUCAUCUUCCUGUAUGCUGAAAGCGGUCAGCAAGCUGUCAACUGGAAGAGCCUUAGUGUCUUCUGAGCUUGCUGCAGAUAGUCAAAUCAACAUUACUAUACCCUAACCACCUUCUAGGAUGCCAGUGCUAAUGAAGGCAUUCUUAAAGGCAGUAAUGGUUGUCAUGGACGGUUUACACACUUACUGGUUACAUGGCAUUGCCAUGUGGCGCUUGGUACUCAGUAUGGUUUGAUCUCAUCAUUCUUGUUUUAAUUGUUUAACGAGGCUUAUGUCCUUAACAUGAGGCACUUCAUUUUGUAAGGAAUCUAAUUUCUUUCUCUUUAGCACUUUGUGUCUAGCUGCAUGGUACUGUUUACGGUAGUAUUUCCUGACAUGCAUGGAACCAGUUCCAGUAAUGAGGAUUUUAUGAUGAGGAUUCCCAGGCUAUUGGGUCUGCCGUAGGGAUGUAAAUCUGCUGCUGACUGACUUGUACAAUAUGGAAAUCCUAUAGAGACUACAUUUCAUCUGUGCUCCACUGCAAUCUUCAUAAUACUGUAAUUGGAAAUGCCUUAAACCUCAACUCCCUAUGUGUUCCUGCACGUUAAAUCUGGCCCGUCACCUCCUCCAUGUCUGUCUUAGUAACCACGUGUAUUCCUCAUGUAAUACCAAUUCUGGAGCAUCUUUUUUUCUUAUGACUCUAUUUUGUGCUCCUGCAAGAAGUUUGUGAAUAAAUUGCCUACCUAUAAAGCUAGGUCCAGCUGGGUAUUACUAUUAGGGGGUGUGUCCCUGCACAGUCUUACACUGACACCACUGAUUGGAUAGUGCAGGGAGGGACACACCCCAUUGAACCUUCAUUGUAAACUGUUGGCAAUUCACUUAUAAACUUCUAGUUGGAAUAAUAGAAGAAUGACCCAAUCUAGUUAUAUGGAAAGAUGCCCAAGAUUUAGUGUUACAUAGGGAGUGCAUGUAGUUGCUAACACAGACCUGUCAGGAGAAGAGACAGGUCCUCUUUAAGUUUAAAUUGUUUUAUAUGUACAAAAAUAUGUUUAAAUCCACAGUUCAGUCACUCUGUAUAUUAUAUGAUAGCUGAAUAGUUAGAAAGUCACUCUCGAGAUCCCUUCUUCUGUACACUAGCAGACCGAGUGGGAAGGCAUAGCUAGUGACCAGAGCCCACCAGCGUCUGCAGGCCCACUCCGUUCUGAAGUGACGAGCUGGAAGAGGAGAGGCUAGGUGAGUAUUGUUAUCUUUUGAUAAAAAAAACUUUUUUUUAAGCACUAUGAACCCGGUUCUUUAGUAUGUGCAAUAGUUUACAUCUGGAUGUGUGGGGGAGGGGGGAAAGCCAGCAUCCAUGGUAAUGUUGCAUUACCCUAUGUUUGGCCAGUUAAACGGAUAGAAAGGGUCAAUGAUCUUUUAUUUUGCAAAUAAGACCAGUGAGCAAAUAUUGGUCUAACUGGGUCUCCAUAUUUUACUUAUAUUUCACAAUUAAAUUAUGCUUCUGAGUCGUCCUGUAUUAUGGCAGGGCCAGAUCCAAAGGUCCAGAUAACUGGGGUGCCCAUACAUUACUUCUGGCACAUCUUUUGGCUUUGGCGUUCAUACUGGCGUGCCAAUAGGUUCCUGGUCUGACUGGUUCCUGAAUAUCUGUUUGUUCAUCUCUGCCCUGUGGGUUGGUUCACUUCAGCUCUGUCAUUGGCGGUUUUUAAAGAACGCAAAUCUGUUGAUAACAGUGUAAAUAGUGGCUAACCAAACCAGACAACUCCUUGCCUUUUAUUGGUGUGAAUUCAGAAAAUCCGUAACCUAACCAAUGUAAUAUUAUUUUUAAACACACAAACUAUUAGCAAUUUGUUUGGAGUUUUCUGCACUUUUAGUGACCGUCUUCCUGCAAUGGUUGACAUUUUGAACUCCCAUUGUCAGUGUGUAUGAAACUGCAGAUAUAUAUUAGAGAAUUGCAUAAGCAACAAUGCCUUAAAGCGUCACUGAGCUUUCAUCAAACUUUAUAUUAACCACUGUUACAGGGUGUGUACUUGAGGAAUAACACUAUAUAUUUCUGGCCAUUAUAUCACUUUUAUCUGACAUUUUAUAGCCGUUUUCCUCUGCAUGCUGAAUAUCUAGAGUGCAGUUCUCCCUGACAUAGGGGGUAGAUCUCCCAUCCACUGCACAGAAAGUAGAGGAGAAUCUCCUUCCUGAUCUUCUGUUACUCACUUAGAAGCAUCCACAGGAGAAGGGCAGACAUUACAGAGAAGUACUUACCUGUGUGGUUGUGAAUAAAACACUUGUGCUGACCUAUAACUUUUCUAUGUAGCUGAGCGCUCUGUGUCUCCUCAGCUCCUGCUCAUCCUCUGUCCUCCCCUCUCCAUAGACUUAAAUUGAAAGAUUAAUUAAUGGAGUAGAUAGGCACACUUCAUCUGGAAUAACCCAGAGACCUCAAUAUUCUCAAAUUAUUUAUUAGAUAUUCAAUAAUUAGA